Molecule: messenger RNA, 2199 nt
Organism: Alternaria atra
Lineage: Eukaryota; Fungi; Ascomycota; Dothideomycetes; Pleosporales; Pleosporaceae
Exons: 2
Coding region: 1-2199 (732 amino acids)
Molecular function (GO): protein binding
Source: RefSeq, a predicted model, not a curated record
AUGAUAUCGUCCGUUGACAGCGAACGCGCUCACAUCGAGCAAAACGCACGCGUGAUUGAUAAGCAAGACUCGGAUGAGAAUGCACUGUCGAUGAGCAAAAGCCACCAGGACCUCGCGCAGAAGCUGGAAAAUUGGAAGGUUCCGCUCGAAAAUAUCGCUACCGACGUCUCUGAGAUCAACGAUCACGUCAGAGCAAGCGAGCAAAUCAAUAUCCUGAAAUGGAUAUCCCCAAUCCCUUUUGCAAGCCAUCAUGAUCGCGCAAGAGACGGUCGGCUCACAGGAACUGGGCAAUGGCUCCUCAACAAGGACGCAUUUGGACAGUGGGAUAGCAAGACAAAGCUUACAUCAUUAGUCGUCGAUCAUGUUAGCAAGUCGAUUGAGCCUUCCGUUGAUGCCCUCGUAUACUUCUAUUGUACCCGGGAUACGGCUGAGCCAGAGCGCGCUGAGCCUGGCCAGAUCCUCAGGUGCCUGGCACGUCAGCUUGCCUAUUAUCAACCCAGUUCAACGAUCCGAACUGACGCCGUGGAGCGAUAUGAAGCCUUAACUCUUGGCGGAACUCAGGCCCGUGACCUUGGGGUUGAUGAUACCCUCAACCUGAUCGCAGAGCUUGCGGCAGAUUUGGCAUCCUUAACGGUUAUAAUCGAUGCAUUGGAUGAAUGCAACGACAUUCCAGCACUUUUGGGGCACUUUGGAACGAUUAUGGGGAGACAUGAGCGGGUCCGGCUCUUCUUGACAAGCCGAGACGACAAAGCGAUGUCAGAGUGGCUGAAAACCGAUCCGCAUCAAGACAUACUAAUUGGACAGAAUUCCGGCGAUGUCAGAUCCUUUGUAAGGUCGGAAGUUGAGAAGAGCCCGAAAUUGACCCAACUAUUUUCCGGGAAUGUCAGCCCGGACUUGAAGGACAAAGUCAUUCAGAUCCUGACUGAUGGUGCACAAGGAAUGUUUCGUUGGGUUUCCCUUCAGCUACAAAGAAUCACUAGCCCGGGCCUUAACACCGAAGAGGAUGUACUCAACGCGCUUUCCGAGCCGCUAGAGGGACUCGCAGCUGUCUAUGGAAAGAUUUACGAGCAGAUCAACCAUUCCGGCUCAGAGAGCAAAGCUUUGGCUGAAAGAGCUUUAAAGCUUCUCACUUGCUGUUUACAGCCAUUGUCGACGACUUCGUUUCUCGCCGCCAUCUCUCUACCGAAAGAACCCAGAUUGGAUGCUGGUGCACUCGGAACACUCUGUUGCAACCUCGUUGUCGAGGACAAAGAGCUGGGGAUUUUUCGAUUUUCCCAUCAGUCCGUUCGUGAAUACCUCGAGGAGAGACCGGACUAUGCUGUUCUAGACAUUAAUGCGGUCGCUGCUCAGAUCUGCCUGUCAUACUUGACCAAACUAAAGCUGGUGGGUAGAUCUAUUCGCGGUACAGUUUCGACAGUCCCAAAGAACUUUGAUCCCCUGAGUGAAGGAAAACAUAAUCUACACGACUAUGCCGCAUUAUUCUGGCCACUCCAUAUACAGCGCGCUGGCAAUUUACGCCAAUCAUCUGAGAUUUCAGCACUGAUCACGUCGUUUCUACUCCGACGUCGUGCAAAUCCAACCUUUGCCAGCUGGAUGAAAGAUGCUCCAAGUCUGAGUCGCGAUAUUCAGUGGUCGGGGUCUGCGCAGACAGAAUUCUACUGGGAUCUUCGCAACGCUCUUGAUGAUUGUUUGUGCGAGCCUCUAAAUCCAUGGUUUGUCGCCUGUGUCUUUGGCAUACCUGAAGUUAUUGAAAAUGGGAUUCCGCCCCCGCGAAUAAUGCACAAUGAGAACGGACUUCGGUCACUUCAUCUUGCAUGCUCAUAUCGCAAUGUUGAGGUAGUCCAACUGCUUCUAAGUAAAGGAGAAGAUUUGGACGGCAAAGAUGUCUACGGCCAUACGCCAUUGUUUCACGCUGUUCCUGACGCGAAGAUCACACAAUUGCUUCUGGAUCACAAUAAUGAUGUUGAGAUCUCAGAGGAGAUCAUCCUCAAGGUGAUUCGAGAGAGUGCAAGGUCUUCCGAAGAGGAGGGGAUCGGAUUACUGGAGCAGCUACUGAAGCGAGGAGGUGAGGCAUCAAUCACCGAAGAUACGAUUGAAUAUGCCGCUUCUUCGGGGGGUGGCAAGCUCUUCGCAUGGCUUCUUGAUCAGGACAUCGACAUGGAGAUCACGCAGAGUGUUCUCCGAAACGCGGCAAUGUAG